AAAUAUGUCAACCAAGGAGGUAUUCCGCGCCUUUGCGACAGAUAGGCAUUUUCUGAUAACUUAUUCUAACGUUGAUUCAUAGUUUAAAACCAGUAGUUUAAGAGUUGGUUAAUCGUUUCUUGCAUUAAGGUCGUCACAGAGCGACAUCCAGACACAGGCAUGUCACUGCUGUCAAUGGUUGAGCAAGCUAUCAAGUCAUGCAGAGCUGAACAGGCCAAGAUUAAUGGCAGUAUUCAACUCUACAGAGAAACAUUACAGGCCCUAACACCACAACUAAACACAGGCUCCGAGGAGACAGACUGUGCAGAAGCUGCUGCUACAGAUGCUUCACCAGGAGAGAAAGAAGAUAUAGAAUUGCUUGAGCAAGCCCUGGAGAAAGCCCUUCGGGUCCGCACUGGCACAGGACCUUCUAAAAAAGACAUAAACAAACAAUCUGCACCUCGAAAGGAACCUAGCACUACAAUUGUCACAUCCAAAGAGGGAAACCAGGUAUCUGCAGCUUCUAAAGGAAAUCAGACCACCACCAGAUCUACCUUAAAAUCUGCCAGUCUAGGCAGAAAAGAGCACAAAAAGCCUGCUGGGAUUGUGCAUCACCAGGCAGCAAGAAAAUCACAGCAAACAGUCUCAGCGUCCGGCGCUCUUGAUCCGGGUCAGUUACACACCUCAACCCUCCACUCGAAAAACAAGACUAUUAGAAGCAACGUGCUGAGUGGCAAUGACCUUGUCAAAGCUGCAGCAAUCUCCACACCUUCUUCAAAUAGCACAGUGCCUGUAUCACAUACAGAGGAGUGUGGAGCUCACAGUUUACCUCGACAGAACGGGAUAGCUUCUGAUCAGACAGCGAAAUGGAAAUCUCUUCGGAGCAAGCAGAACAGGUUAUGGGACAAAGUUGUUGCCCUACAAAGGAAGCCUGCGCCUGGGAGGAGUCACUUCAUGGAGAGAAUGAGAGCUAUGUUCCCCAAGGAUUGGCCCUCGUGUGGUAGCCCAGACCAGACGAGGGCUCUGGUCGACAGACUGACUCACCGAGAGCAUGACCUUCCCCAGCACUGCCAGACAGAGGAGCUUCUGGCCAAACAGACCCCAGAAGCAGACGCAGAGAUGGGUGGUAAGGAAAAGUAUGACUCCUGUCUGACAGGUGAAAGUUUGCCGAUGACAGCAGCAGAGCUCCAGAACUUUGCAGAGCAAGUGAAACAAGAGUGGGAAGCAUGGGAUCGAUGGAGGCCGGAGGGAGGUUGUCUUUGCCCCACUGGGGCAAAUGGUGUGUGGGGCGAUGGGAUGAUUGUACCCCUGCCCCCGACUGUAACCUACACAACAGAGGCAGAGCUCCGAGAGCUGGAGAAUCUGAGGAUGAGGGUGGCACUGCUGCAGCAGGACAUAUACCUAGAGCAGGCUCUGUUGGAGAAGCUGUUCCCCCAGCUUUCGUCUGUCGUACCUGGGCCUGGAUGUCCAAACAUCACUGUGCUGAGAGAUGUGUACUCCCUGCUGGGGGAAGGAGGGGAGCGUUUCCCUGCCAUAGUCCAGGAUUCUGAGCCUGACUGACAGAGCAUUUUACACCAACUUACCAGUUUAUAAAGUACUCUGUCCACCCCCAUUCUCACACACAAGAGAAACACAAUGCAAUCCAGGGCAACACCAGUUGAAUCAUAACCCUCUGACACUGUCAAGUGUAUUAUAAAACUCAAAUGUAAAUAAUAUUGGAUUGACUGAGCUGGUGUACCUAAUAACUAAGUAACUUAACGUAUAUAAUCCUUGAAUCAAGAAUCGAGAUGAUUAUUAUAUGUUUAUUUUUAGAGUGCUGUGACUGUAUUUAUUCAGUGUCUGAUGCCAUGUAAUGUAUGAUGUAAAAAACAAGAUAGUGAUUGUUUAUCAUUUUUCUUGAAUGUUGUUAAUAAAUGUGAAGUGCUGUAGUUA
Morone saxatilis (striped sea-bass) is the source of this 1911-nucleotide messenger RNA. RefSeq lists its product as uncharacterized. NCBI's taxonomy places the organism in Eukaryota, Metazoa, Chordata, Actinopteri, Moronidae. The record is from RefSeq and is a predicted model, not a curated record.